Molecule: messenger RNA, 1089 nt
Organism: Nicrophorus vespilloides
Lineage: Eukaryota; Metazoa; Arthropoda; Insecta; Coleoptera; Silphidae
Gene: Polr3H
Product: DNA-directed RNA polymerase III subunit RPC8
Exons: 4
Coding region: 89-703 (204 amino acids)
Biological process (GO): transcription initiation at RNA polymerase III promoter; DNA-templated transcription
Cellular component (GO): RNA polymerase III complex
Molecular function (GO): DNA binding; DNA-directed RNA polymerase activity
Source: RefSeq, a predicted model, not a curated record
UAGUAGGAGCGUACACAUUUCAUUCAAAUUUUAACCUAGAAAGGAACAACUUUCAGCAACAAAAACAUCGAAAUUUAAACAUUUCAAUAUGUAUAUUUUAGCAGAGAUGGAAAAUGUUACGCGUAUCCCACCGGACGUAUUCAAUUUAAAGUUAAAUACUGUAAUAGCACGUGAGUUGGAUAAGAAGUUAGCAAACAAAGUUGUUUUAAAUGUUGGACUGUGCAUAGCGUUGCACGAUAUAACGAAAUUGCAAGAUUCAUUUAUAUUCCCCGGAGAUGGGGCUUCACACACCAGAGUAACCUUCAGAUACAUAGUUUUCAGACCGUUCGUAGAAGAAAUACUCUUGGGUAAAAUACGGUCCUGCACAAAGGAUGGAGUACAAGUUUCCAUGGGUUUCUUUGAUGAUAUUAUCAUUCCCCCGAGCGCGUUGCAACAUCCGUCUCGGUUUGAUGAAACCGAGCAGGCUUGGAUUUGGGAGUACGAUUUAGGUGAUGGGGAGAAACAUGACCUCUUCAUGGACGCAGGUGAAACAGUCAGGUUUCGCGUAACAGCUGAAACGUUCAAGGAGACCUGCCCCACUCAACCGAACACGCAGGUCAUCAAGCAGGAAAAUUCUGAGGGAACUGAAAAUAAAAUUCCCUAUUUGAUAACGGGGAGCAUCAAUGAGCCUGGAUUGGGAUUACUGACUUGGUGGGACAAUUAGUUUUUAUGUAUGUAUUAAUUAUAUUUAUAUAAUAGUUACUUAAUUUUAUUAUCAAUAAAUUUAUAUUUCUCUUACAAAAAGAAAAACUGCUAACAAUCAAUUAUUAGUAGUUAGUUACCAAUCUCCGCAUUUAUGCAUAGUUUUCGUUUUGUUUGUGUGAAGCGGAAUUUCUUGUAAUUGGCAAAUUGUUUUUUGUGUUUUUUUUUCGGAUCUAGUUGGUCUUUAAUAGACUUAAGUAUGUUUAUACGCGUAUAUAAGAUAACAAUGUGGAAGCGACAGUGCGGUUUGUUAAAUUUGCAGAUUGGUAAAGUUCGGAAACUUAGUUACUAAAAAAUAUAGCAGUCUUUUCUUAUUAAAUAACACCUGUGUUCUUUUUCAAUAUUGAU